GGGCUGCCCAACGGUCGGAAACACGGAUUUCUUUAACCGUCCACCCCCGGCCGGUGGCUGCAGCAAUUUCGUACGUUGUCGUCUUCCCUCGUGCAACGUGUGUCUCCGGGCACCGCGAUCGCGACAGCCAAGUGCGUCCCCUCUCCUUCAUGGCUGACCUAUGCCGCAGGCUGCCUUUGUUGCUGCUUGCCGCUGUACUGCUGCUUGUCGUUGUCGUCUUUCAUAUCUGCAUCCUCGGUCGCGUCCCUGGGAGGAAACAUAGGCGCCGAACGACGAAGGCGACCGGGAAGAUGGAGAAGGUGCAGACGAAGAGGACGAUAUCCGUAGGGGCUGGCGGGUCAUCACGUCAGCAUUGCAGCUCUGCGGAAGGCGGCAGGCGCCCGUACGACCCGACGCUGUACAGCCACCUACCGUCCCACGAGAUUCCAUUGCCUCCGAGUGACGACGACAGCGACGAGCCCCGAUCAUCAACGGUUCCUCUGGGCAGCGGUUCGACGCAGGAUUGGAUGGGGAGCCAGCUGUACAGACAGCCCUCGACGCCGACGUACACUGAUCUGCUGGAGGGGCGGACCCCGGUUGGUUAUGACGGAGGGCUCGUAGAUCUCAGCUUCGGUUUGAGGUCUGGGAGUGGCCAGGACGUCAUGCACACCGUUCUCGUGAACCCGGGUUCUGCCAGCAACCACACAGCGCCUUCGGUGGGGCUGUGUGGGCUUCUUGACACCCGCGGCCGGGGUUCUGGUCAGUCGGGCGAUGAGCGUGGACUCGUUUCGCAAGGGCGGACGGCAGUGGGCACAGCAGGUGUUCGCGCGGAGGGGACGAGGACAGGUGGAUCGACAACGGCAGGCGGCGCAGUCCACCGAGGAGGGGAUGACGCUGACGGCUACGCAGCGGAGGUCGCGGGGCGAGAGGUUUGGGAUGAUUACCGGCGACAAUCGCGACAAUCUAGCACGCUUGCCAUAACGAGAGGGGUGGCGAAGAUCAAUGUACGGGCGGACGACACACCCGACGAUUGCCACCGUGCGGGUGGUGAAGAUUUGUCGGAAGGCGACGGGGGCAACGACAACGACGACGACGACGACGGGGAGAUGGAGAUUUGUCCGCUGGGGAAGAAACGGGGAGGGCCGAGGGCGACGAGCAAGUCCAGCGAGCCGCGUGCGGGGCGGAGAGGCAAGAAGACUGCGGGAGAUGCAUUGGCAGGCGACGGAGCGAAAAGCAGGGAUUUUUGGACCGUGGAACACAUGAUUGCUCUUGUCAGAGCUAAAAGAGACCAGGAUUUGCAUCUUGCUGGCCUCGGCCACAACAUGGGAAGGAUGAAGACGAAGACAUGGAAGUGGGCUGACAUUGAGAGCAGGCUCGUGCAGAUGGGGGUGACGACUAGAAAGGCCGAUGACUGCGAGAAAAAAUGGGACAACCUGUACAUGCAGUUCAAAAUUGUGCACAAGUUCAUGGGAGAAUCGGGGAAGCCUGAUUUCUUCUCACUGGCGCCGCGAGAGAGAAAGGAGCGGGGGUUCGAUUUUCGGAUGGACGAGCGUGUGUAUUCGGAGAUGAUGGCCAUGUCCAAGGGCGAUCACACUAUACACCCCAUGAAUUUGGCGGACACGGGUGUGGCGGGAGGUGUUCAACUGGCAGGCCGGACUGGAGGUCGGAACGAAUCAGGCGGUAGUGACGGAUGCGGGGAUGGGCAGGACGACGAUCAAGGAUCGACGCGGAAUUCAAGUUUCAGCGGCGGUGCUGUGGGCGGGUGCGGCAAAAGGAAGAAUGUGAGACAACAGACCUUCAACACGAUUGCGGACGUCAUGAAGCACCACGAGAGUCUGAUGGCGACGACGGUGGACAGCGCGAGCGAGAGACUUCCAGCCAGAAGAAGUGGUGAUGGUGGACGCGCAAGGUACUUCAGCGGCGCCGCGAUUGGGUUUCGGGCGAGAUGGGUUGACGAGGGAACAGGUGUCCGCUGUGAAACAGAGCAUUGCUGUUGGUGCUGCCGGGGCGUAGCAAAGGACCUCGAAGGCGGCAGCGGUUGUCAUAACGGAGGUGCGCGUCCCGAGGCAACUUCCCGCGGCGACGGGGAAGGUCCAGCCACGUCAGCCACUUCCACUGCAACAGUUGGAGGCUUCGGGGGGGGGAAAGCACAGCCCGCGCAAAAGGGCGAUGCAACGGCGAUCGGCACUCGGACGGCGGCGGCGGAUCGCAGUGGUAGAACCAGAGUUGCCGAAGGUGCGGGCGAGGAGAGGGUAGACGACGUCCGCAACGACGUCCGCCACGACGAGGGAAGAAGAGACGGAAAGCGGGAGGGCGACGACGACGACGACCGUCCACUUGUAACGAGGUUGAAGGGAGACGCAAAGGAGGAUGGUCUGGAGGAAAGAUCGAAGUUGUGGGUUGAUUGCGACUCUUUCUGGGGUCAGGGACCAGGGAAACCCUUGAGGGAGGCGGUUGGCGAGUGCGCGGACUACUUCAUCGCAAUCGCCAACGGAGACGCGGGAGCUGAACCGCCUGCGAUGCUCAUACUGCCGCCGAACGACGUGCCGCGCUUCAAGAUCGACAACCCUGCUCAGCGUGGACCGGCUCUGCGCAGAGCGCGCAACGUCGAGAAACUGGUGCUGCGCGUCAUCCACGGCUAGAUCUUCAAAUCGUCGUCGCAGUCGGCUGGAUUCGCUCGUCCAGAGUCGUACAUCACUGUCGACAUUGCCACAAAC
This is a messenger RNA of Chara braunii, 2696 nucleotides long. Lineage: Eukaryota; Viridiplantae; Streptophyta; Charophyceae; Charales; Characeae. The record is from the annotation of a GenBank genome assembly.